Messenger RNA from Salvia splendens (bonfire salvia), 492 nucleotides. Its product is annotated as glutathione S-transferase T3-like. Lineage: Eukaryota; Viridiplantae; Streptophyta; Magnoliopsida; Lamiales; Lamiaceae. The transcript has a single exon. The coding region runs from base 1 to 492 and encodes 163 amino acids. The record is from RefSeq and is a predicted model, not a curated record.
AUGGCGGUGGCGGUGGCGGUGGCGGUGGCGGUGGUGGCGGCCGUCGAUGUGGCAGUGGCGGUGGCGGAUCGGGCAAUGUCAGCGGCGCCGGCGGAGAGGGCAGCGGCUCAGUUCAAACCGAAAAAAAAGGCCACGCACUACACCAAAGCGGAGUCCAUUGCUGUGGCGAGGGCGUGGGAUGUCGCCACAUCAGACCCCAUAGUGGGCACCGAUCAGACCAAGGGGAGCUUUUGGAAGCGCGCCGUGUUGUCGUACAACAAGUUCAAACGUCGCGGCACCAAACCGCGUGACGCGGAACAACUCCCCAAGAAGUGGUCUAGGAUUCUACCGGCCACCCGGCGUUUCGCGGGCAUAUACCAGAACAACCUGCUCCAUGAGGAGAGUGGCCGAAGCGAGGCUGGCUUGAAAGCACUUUCGAUGAGCCAAUACAACACACAAGGCAAUCCGAAGUUCACAAUGUGGGAGGAGUAUCUAGUUCUCGAGGACUGCUAG